ACUGAAAGGAAGCAGAAUGAAGAGCAUCCUAUUUAUGCUGCUGUGUGUCGCGGUUACUUACGCUUUGCCGAUACGCACAGAUAGGAGAGAAGAAAAGAAGUUGCAGCUUAUUCAGGAAUACUUAGAAAAAUAUUACAACUUUACCUAUGAUGGACAAGACUUAAGAUGGAAAGAUGGAAAUCCUAUGGCCAGAAAAAUCAGAGAAAUGCAGGAAUUCUUUGGCCUCGAGGUGACAGGUGAUUUGGAUUCUAAUACUCUGGAGGCAAUUCAGAAACCUCGGUGUGGGAAUCCUGAUGUUGGGGACUUUGCCUUUUUUGGAGGAGAACCCAAAUGGGAAAAGAAACAGUUGACCUACAGGAUAUUGAACUAUACACCAGACAUGAAUAAAGUCGAUGUGGACAAUGCAAUUGAGAAAGCGUUUCAAGUUUGGAGCCAAGUGACGCCACUGACAUUCAGAAGGGUUUUGGAAGGCGACGCUGACAUAAUGAUCUCCUUUGCUCGCACAGACCACGGUGAUUUCAACCCCUUUGAUGGGGCUGGUGGCACCCUUGCCCAUGCCUAUGCACCUAGCAGCUCCAGCCUUGGAGGAGAUGCCCAUUUUGAUGAGGAUGAAAGGUGGACCAAUGGCCAACAAGGCUCGAACCUGUUCGUCGUUGCUGCCCAUGAGUUUGGCCACUCACUUGGACUCUUCCAUUCCAAAGAUGUCAAUGCCUUGAUGUUUCCAGUGUAUAGGAAUCCCCAGCACAAUCAAAAUGUCCUCUCUCAGGAUGAUAUUGAAGGCAUUCAGCAGCUGUAUGGGACAUCAUCCAAUCCAUCUCAAGGCUCAACAGAGCAAGACGAAUCCAGACAACCUAUCAGACCAGCCCAACCCGUCUUGCCAGCAACGUGUGAUCCACAGUUGACUUUUGAUGCUGUUACUACUUUUCGGGGAGAAAUAAUGUUCUUCAAAGACAAUCAAUUCUGGAGAAAGCACCUCCAGGUCAAUGAGGUUGAAUCUAAUUACAUUUCUUCAUUCUGGUCAUUUUUAUCACCUGGUAUUGAUGCUGCUUAUGAAAAUACAGACAACGAUGAAGUAGUUCUUUUUAAAGGCAACCAGUUCUGGGUAGUGAAAGGCGAUUCCAGGCAACCUGGAUACCCCAAAUACAUCAGCAGCCUGGGCUUCCCAAGUAAUGUCAAUAAAAUUGAUGCAGUCCUUUUCAAUGCGAAGGAAAGAAGAACAUACUUCUUUGUAGCUGAUAAAUACUGGAGAUAUAAUGAAGGCAGUCAAACCAUGGAGACGAGACCUAAAUGGAUAAGAAAUGACUUCCCAGGUAUCGAGGGGAGAAUCGAUGCUGCUUUUCAGUAUAACGGAUUCUUGUACUUCUUCAGGGGAACAAAUCAAUACAAGUUUGAUCCUAACACAAGAAGAGUCACCCAGACCACUAAGGCCAACAGCUGGUUUUCUUGCUAA
This is a messenger RNA of Euleptes europaea (tarantolino), 1450 nucleotides long. Its product is annotated as stromelysin-1-like. The transcript has 10 exons. The coding region runs from base 17 to 1450 and encodes 477 amino acids. Gene Ontology annotation, cellular component: extracellular matrix. Gene Ontology annotation, molecular function: metalloendopeptidase activity; zinc ion binding. Gene Ontology annotation, biological process: extracellular matrix organization; collagen catabolic process; proteolysis. Lineage: Eukaryota; Metazoa; Chordata; Lepidosauria; Squamata; Sphaerodactylidae. The record is from RefSeq and is a predicted model, not a curated record.